UGUGUCGAUGCCCUGUCAAGAUGUCUCCCCGCUCGCCGUAGCGUACUCGCAUGUAGGUCCGCGGCAAAGUGUGAGGGAAAAGCUAAACAACAGGAAAAAGAAAGCGAAGAGCCGGAAUCGCCCGCAAAGCCUCUCCGUCCGUUUCUGUGAUCUCAGCCGGACUCGGCCAAAGAACAACACUUGUGAAGCGUUUUCUUUCACGGACGCAGUCAUGAGUUGAUGCACAAGAGCGCGCGUUCGUCGUCGGUGGCGCACGUCGGCGGAAUAUCCAAAGGAGCCUGUGUUACGUGGAGGGUGGGCAUGGACGGCGACUGGCCUGCCUCCCACGCCAGCUGUCAUCACUUUCAGACGGCCAGACACGCCAGCUGAGUGACGGUGCAGCCCGUAGUGCGUCACCAUCAGCAUGGGCAACCUCAACUGCCUCGAACAGUCUCCGGAUACACGGGCAUCGCACGACGGCGCCUUGCGGCACAGCGAUGGUGACCUGGACAAGACCGGUGCGGAUGGCAUGGCACUGCACCAGGUUUCGGGCGGCGCCGGGGGACAACAACGGCGGCUUGCGGCAACACGACGGUCGCUACGUCAAGGCACCGGCCGGUGCCGUGGCGGUGUUGCCGCUAAAUGGACCCCAUCCCAUUCACCGCGAGGGUCCGCCUCAAAGAGCACCCAACAUCGCCGGCUCCGCCCAGGGCAAGGUGGUAGUGGCCCUUUACACCUACAAUGCGAGGGACGAUGGUGAUCUCAGCUUUAGGAAGGGAGACCGGCUUCAAAUUCUCAACGACAGUGACCAGGACUGGUGGCAUGCCAAACAGCUGAACGGCCCACAGACUGGCUACAUUCCACAGAACUACGUGGCGUUCGAGAAGACCGUAGAGAGUGAAGACUGGUUCUUUGGCAAGGUCUCGCGGAAGGACGCCGAGAAGAUGCUCAUGCUUGCAUCCAACCCGAGGGGCACGUUCCUCAUUCGAAACAGCGAGCAGACAACAGGGGCGUUCUCGCUGUCGAUCCGUGACUUCGAGCCAACCAAGGGGGACCACGUGAAGCACUACAAGGUGAAGACCAUGGACAAUGGUGGCUUCUUCGUUACCACCAAGAAGACCUUCUCCACACUCCAAGAGCUCAUCUCCUACUACAUGGAAGGUGCAAACGGCUUGUGCCACAAGCUCACAAUCGCGUGCCCCAAGCCCAAGCCCGUGGUGUGGGACCUGUCGCCAGAGACGCGUGACGAGUGGGAGAUCCCGCGCAGUUCGGUGCAGCUCCUCCGAAAGUUGGGAAGCGGCAACUUUGGCGAGGUCUGGUACGGCUUGUGGAAGGGCAGCACGGAGGUGGCCAUCAAGACGCUGAAGCCGGGCACGAUGGACCCGGCGGCGUUCCUCCAGGAGGCGGCCAUCAUGAAGAAGUUCCGGCACGAGAAGCUGGUCUCGCUCUACGCUGUCUGCUCCAAGGAGGAGCCCAUCUACAUCGUCACCGAAUAUAUGGCCCAUGGCUCACUGCUAGAGCACCUGCGUGGCACUCGCGGCCGCGCGCUCAAGCUGCCCACACUCAUCGACAUGGCCUCGCAGAUUGCGAGCGGCAUGGCCUACCUGGAGAGCAAACAGUUAAUCCACCGCGACCUGGCUGCACGUAACAUUCUCGUCGGUGAGAACAACGUGGUCAAGGUUGCGGACUUUGGACUGGCCAGGAUCAUCGAAGACUCCGAGUACACCGCAAGGCAAGGUGCCAAGUUCCCCAUCAAGUGGACGGCCCCCGAGGCAGCCCUGUACGGCAAGUUUUCCAUAAAGUCCGACGUGUGGUCCUACGGCAUCUUGCUUUACGAACUCAUCACCCAUGGGCAAAUCCCUUAUCCGGCGAUGCCCAACCGUCAGGUGAUCGAGUACGUGGACCGGGGUUACCGGAUGCCCAAGCCGACCAACUGCGAAUGCCCGGACUCUGUUUACAACAUCAUGCUCAACUGCUGGGAGGCCGACCCCGAGAAGCGGCCCACGUUCGAGUUCCUCUUCGGCUUCUUCGACGACUACUUCGUUUCCACUGAGCCCAGCUACAGGGACGCCGAGGACUUCUGAAUUGGCAGCGAGUGAUAGGUGCUGUUGUUGUGCGAGAGACGUCCGUCGCGCGGGUUUCGAAGGUCGGUGCACCAUCAGUAUAAGUAUGGCCUCAAAGACGUGUGCUGCAAGAA
This is a messenger RNA of Rhipicephalus sanguineus (brown dog tick), 2176 nucleotides long. It is a transcript of the gene Src64B, whose product is annotated as tyrosine-protein kinase Src64B-like. Gene Ontology annotation, biological process: cell surface receptor protein tyrosine kinase signaling pathway; innate immune response; cell differentiation. Gene Ontology annotation, molecular function: ATP binding; protein tyrosine kinase activity; signaling receptor binding. Gene Ontology annotation, cellular component: extrinsic component of cytoplasmic side of plasma membrane. The record is from RefSeq and is a predicted model, not a curated record. Lineage: Eukaryota; Metazoa; Arthropoda; Arachnida; Ixodida; Ixodidae.